UUUGUGCAACCUCGGCUGAGGCAGUGACCCACAGUGAUUCGACCGCCGCGCCGGGGGGUGGGGGGGCUGCGCGGGACUCUUUUUUUUCAGACUGACCGCGGGGCAGCUGGGGAGCAUGUCGACCCCGGCCCGGAGGAGACUUAUGCGGGAUUUCAAGCGAUUGCAAGAGGACCCACCUGUGGGUGUCAGUGGCGCACCAUCUGAAAACAACAUCAUGCAGUGGAAUGCAGUUAUAUUUGGACCAGAAGGGACACCCUUUGAAGAUGGUACUUUUAAACUAGUAAUAGAAUUUUCUGAAGAAUAUCCAAAUAAACCGCCAACUGUUAGGUUUUUAUCCAAAAUGUUUCAUCCAAAUGUGUAUGCUGAUGGUAGCAUAUGUUUAGAUAUCCUUCAGAAUAGAUGGAGUCCAACAUACGAUGUAUCUUCUAUCUUAACAUCAAUUCAGUCUCUGCUGGAUGAACCAAAUCCAAAUAGUCCAGCCAAUAGCCAGGCAGCACAGCUUUAUCAGGAAAACAAACGAGAAUACGAGAAAAGAGUUUCGGCCAUUGUUGAACAAAGCUGGAAUGAUUCAUAAUAGACAACUGGUCUGUUAAUCUUUUUCAUCAUUGUUGUGUAUAAUUUACCUCUCAGUAGAAAGGCUAACAAAUUUUAAGUGCCACAGGUUUUAAGGAUUCUGCAGAAAAAAAAACCUUCGGUUUAGAACCUACAAAAGCUUGUGUAUCUUGAUUAAUGUACUUUUUAUUGCAUGGUGUGAACUAAGUUAUUGCUUACAUAAAUUUGUAAUAUAUCCUGUUUGUAUUUUUUUCGAAGUGUAUAAUGUUGGUGUGGAGUUUUCAUGACAGAAUAUACACAUUUUGUAAAUCUGUACUUUUUUCAAAUAUUGAAUGCCUUAUUUUUGAAUUCUUUAGAUUUUUAAAUUGGAGAAAAGCACUUAAAGUUUUUUAUAUAUGAAUAUUACAUGUAAAGCUGUUAAAAUACAUAACUUCAGUGCAAGAGACUUUGUCACUUAUUUCCUUAUCUGAGUAGGAGGGGUUAAUAAGUCUCUAGCUCUCCAUCAAUUGAUAGUUUCAUUUCUAAUUUCAAAAGAACAGAUUUAUAUUUUAUCAAGAAAUUCUUCAAAUUUGAUUCUAAACACCAAUUAUAAUCUCAAACUUUAUUUUGAAUGUACCUAUAUUAGUUUCAGUUGAGCAAUUAUAGACAUAACUGGUUUGAUUCUGUCCAACUCUGUAUUUAGGCCACUUGUUACUGUUUCUUCAUGCACUACUUACUGUUAAACUCUACCUUUUGGGAUUUCACAAUUUGCACCUCCACCACGAGGAAUUGGCACCUCUACCAUGAGCAGAGAGCUGAUGCAACUUAUUUUGCUGCUUGAUAGCACUUUAAAAGAUUUUUGAUAAUGGAAAAAAGUAAACUGUCAACAUUUACCAAAAACUCAUGCCCCACUAUUAACAAUAAAUAAGAACUUGUUGCAUUGGUUUGAACAAGGCAGAUAUUUGGAAGGAAUCUUGGUGUAAUUUAAAUAUUUGAAAACUGCCUUUUAAUGCAAUUGCCUAUCUUUUUAUUCUGGAAAAAUGUUUUAACACCAGGGCCUGCUGAGUUGCUUUCUCUUGUGGAGAUUUUUUUUUUUAAUCUCCUAAGUUGUAUAAAAUUUGUACUGCAUUUUCAUUUACUGGAUAAACAAAACACAAUAUUGAAGAAAGCUAAUAACAAAGCUAUCCUAUGCCUUCAAAUAGUAUAGAAAAUGGAAAAUAUACAAGUAAAUUCUGUUGAACCACCUGUGUAGUCUUUCUAGUAGUUAAAAGAGCUAUUUCAUUAACCCCAAGAGUUUCUUACACAUUCAUACUAGCUUAGUAAGCUAACAGCUUUUCUAUUGAAAGACUGAUUCCUCUACUGGAAGACUGUAGGAUGGCAAUAUCUAUAGGUUCUAUUUAUUAAGCAAAUUUUAGAAAGGAUAAGUGCUGAUGUUUCCCUUUAAAAGUUAAUACUUGGGAAAUUUGGGGGUAAGUAUGAUCUUAGGGAACUUUUGAUACAAGUGAGAGUUAACUCACUGGAAUUAUGCCCCCACCCCCCCAAAAAAAGAUGCUUUAUUUAACGGUACUUUUUGGUCAUAUCAAAUGUGUGAUGCUUCUAUAUUCAGCUCUAAAACAGUUUCUUUAGACAUGUACUCCAGUGACUGU
Messenger RNA from Lagenorhynchus albirostris (white-beaked dolphin), 2177 nucleotides. RefSeq names its product ubiquitin conjugating enzyme E2 B (gene UBE2B). The record is from RefSeq and is a predicted model, not a curated record. Lineage: Eukaryota; Metazoa; Chordata; Mammalia; Artiodactyla; Delphinidae. The transcript has 6 exons. Gene Ontology annotation, biological process: proteasome-mediated ubiquitin-dependent protein catabolic process; DNA repair; protein polyubiquitination. The coding region runs from base 116 to 574 and encodes 152 amino acids. Gene Ontology annotation, cellular component: HULC complex. Gene Ontology annotation, molecular function: ubiquitin conjugating enzyme activity.